UACACGUUGCGCUGUUUACCCAGAGGCUGCUAGUACAUUCGCUGUGACUCGCUGUUCACUGGCUACUCUUGAAAAUAUACGUUGGAUUUUUGGCACCAGUUCUUAUCCUGACCACUACAUAUCUGCUAUCAUGGUACUGAAUGGCGUUAAAGCUAUAUUUUUUGAUUUGGACAACACAUUGAUUGAUACAGCUGGAGCAAGUAAGAAAGCAAUUAAUGAGGUUAUGGAAGUAUUAAUCCAUAAAAACCAGUUUAGAGAAGAAGAAGCUCAUAAAAUCUGUGACAUGUUUCAAUCAAAAUUGCUUCACGAGUCGCUGGAUUCAUCUAAGAUGACCAUUGAUGACCUUCGGGUCCAGCAUUGGGAAGAAGCCAUGAAAGAAAUCAGGCCAGGGGACCAAAUGGAUGCAGCUAGAGAUUGUUACUUUCUAUGGAAAACUAGACGCCUACAGCUAAUGACUUUGUCAGAAAGCGCCAAAGCUAUGCUUUGUGAACUCAGAAAAUCUGCCUCCUUGCUUCUUCUAACUAAUGGCGAGAAGCAGGUGCAGAGGGAAAAAAUAGAAGCUUGUGGAGCCCAACAGUACUUUGACGCCAUUGUGGUGGGAGGGGAGCAUGCUGAAGAGAAACCAGCACCCUCUAUCUUCUUCCAUUGCUGUGACCUCUUAUCAGUCAAACCUGAGGACUGUGUAAUGGUUGGGGAUAAUCUGGAUACAGAUAUCCAAGGUGGACUCAACGCAGGUUUAAAAGCAACCAUUUGGUUAAAAAACAGUACAUAUGUGGUUAAUAAUCCCCACCCAAAACCUCAUUACACCAUACACUCUUUGUCAGACCUGCCUCAUAUUCUAAACCAAAUUCACGAUACAGAAACGAAAACAAUCAAAGGCAUACAUCAUCAACAAUGAAACAAAAAGAAAAGAGGAAAGGCAGAAUACCAUAUCUCUGAGGUCUACAUCAAAUUUUCCGUUCAUAGGACAUAAACAAUAUACUUUCCUGUAAAUAAAAACUUAAAGUAUUAAUUUAAUUUGAAGCAUUUUCAGUAUUAACUCUGACCAUAAAUAGGAUAUUUUAUCUUUUUCUUUACCACAUUUAGGGCCAGAUUACAAGUGGAGCGCUAAAUAUCGCUUGCAUGCAAGCAAUAUUAUCGCUCCACUUUGUAAUACCAGCGCACGAUAAUGUGCGCUGGUAUUACAAGUAAAACAUUGCUAGGAAGCAUUGAGCUCACAAGAGCGUUCUUCCAUAGGCUUCUAAGGGCAACAGAACCUCGCGCAGCGAAGGGGGCAAGUAGCGUGGCGAUGGGCAGCAUUUUAAAAUAUAUAUGAAUAUAUACAUAUUUAUAUGUUAAUAUGUGUAUAUACACAUAUUAACACAUAUAAAUGUAUAUAAUUAUAAACCUAUAUAUUUAGAUUGCGGUCUAUGGGAUUCCCUCCAGCUUAUAGAGACCUCACACUUAUCCAGGGAUAGGAGGCUUUAAUAUCUACUUCUAGAGAGGGAAAAUAAGUGGACCAGAAAUGUAAUAACUUAUUCAGAUGCAUUUGGCCUUGUUUAGCCAGCAUAAUAUCAUAUAUUAGGGAUAUUGAAUAAUUGCCUGAGGCAAAUUUCUGAAUACAUAAAUUGAUAUCAGACCAUUGAUUUGAAAUUCCCAUAUUCCAAUCUUGAGCAUUAAUAAUGUGCCUUAACUGAAAAUAAGCAAAUACAUUAGAUCUCUGUAAAUCAAAUUCUUGAGAAAAAAUAUCAAAUGGAAGGAUCUGACCAUUUACUGAUACAAUUUGUUGAAUGUAAGUCCAUUGUCGUGCCAGGAGCCAAAGACCCCAUAAGAGAUUCCCGACGUAAACUCAGGAUUACCUUUUAUUGACAAGAAUUCCGUGAGUCUGAAAUCUAUACCUAGAGAAAUACACAAUUUUUGCCAAACUAAAAUUACAUUUUUAAUAGUUAUAAGGCUACCUAUAUUUGAAGACAAAUUCUUAACAGAACAAUGUAAGAGAGCCUUUAAAGGGACAGUCAACUCCAAAAAUUUGUAUUGUUUAAAAAGAUAGAUAAUCCCUUUAUUACCCAUUCCUCAGUUUUGCACAACCAACAUGUUAUAUUAAUAUACGUUUUACCUCUGUUAUACUUUGUAUAUAAGCCUCUUCUGACAGCCCCCUAAUCACAUGACUUUUUAUUUAUUAUCUAUUGACUUGCAUUUUAGCCAAUUAGUUCAGUGUCAUCUACAACUCACGGACGUGAGCACAAUGUUAUCUAUAUGGCCCACAUGAACUAGCAGUCUCCUGUUGUGAAAAGUAAAUACAAAAGCAUGUGAUAAGAGGCUGUCUGUAGUGGCUUAGAAACAGGCAGAAAUUUAGAGGUUAAAAUGUUGUAAAGUAUAUUAACCCCUUAGUAACCAGAGCACUUUUCCAUUUUCUGACCAUUUGGGACCAGGGCUAUUUUUACAUUUCUGCAGUGUUUGUGUUUAGCUGUAAUUUUCCUCUUACUCAUAUACUGUACCCACACCUAUUAUAUACCGUUUUUCUCGCCAUUAAAUUGACUUUCUAAAGAUUCUAUUUUGUCCUCUUUUCAUGUAAUUCCAUUCUGAAAUUGUGAGCUUUUCAGUUCCUGUUAGAAAUGGAAGUGUAGAACACUGUUAUAUUCCACACAGCCAUUGGCUGCACACUCUAGUGACCAAUUGAUAGCUGUCCCUAAUUGGCCACAGCAGAGAAGGUAACCUAAGUUAUAACAUGGCAGCUCCCAUUGUUCAAUAGACACUAAAACUUUACACUUAUUAUUUUCAAUAUUUAAACAGCUAAUGAAACUUUAAAAAAAACAUCUACAUUCUAUUCUCAGACUAAUCUUUUCUUUGAAUUCAUCAUUCUUACUAGCAUUUAUUUCGUGUUUAAUGUCCCUUUAAAUGGUAAAUACAUACCUAUCAUGUAUAAUGAAUGAGCAUUUCUUCGUUUUACUUUAAAGCUGUUACUUUGUUACAACAAAUAUUAACAUACGUGUUUACUGAAGAAUAAACAUUAGUGAAUCUAGUACCUUGUUAGCUAGGUUGAAAAUACUUGUGCUUUUAAUAGAAAUGCUACAUCAUCUUGAGGCAGUAUUGUUGGAGUCUCUAUCUAUCUCUUGGGAGGCUGAAUCACUCUGACAGCUAUUGUCACAAUCAUGAAGCAUCUGGGUAAAUAGUUGAUUUCUUUGCUAAGGAGACCCAGAAGUUAUGUCUCUAGUAUGAAGUCAAAAUCAUUUGGCAUCUCUACAUAGUCUCAUUAUUUUUUAAUAUCUGCCUAUCAAAGUAGAGUACAGUAUAGUCAACCACGAAAACACAUUGUCAUGAGACAGGGCUCAUUUCAUAAAGGAAAAUGAAUAAAAAUGUAAACAAAUAGAAGUAAAACAUAUGAAAGCACAAUACUCUGCUAAUUGCAGGGUACAAACACUUUUUCUGCAGAGUUUUCGAGAGCUCUGUUAUAGAGUCCAUAUAUAUGUAAUAUACAUAGUAUAUAUCAACAAUUAAAGGGGCAUUAUAGUGAUAGUUACAUGGUCUAAUUCGUUAAGAGCAUGUCAUUUUAUUAUUUUAUCACUAGCAACUCUGAAUUAAAGGGACAUUUAUAUUAAAGGGAUUUUUUUUUUCAUAACUGUUUUGUAGAUUAUACAUUUUUACAAAAACACUCCCAGAUGGGCUAUAUAAAUGGAUCGUUUUGCUGAUUUUUAAAUAACAUUGUGCUGAUUUUCAGACUCCUAACCAAGCCCCAAAGUUCUAGAUGUAUACUGAGGUCUACAGAUUCCUAGUUGUGUUAUGGGUCUUUUUGUAUACAGGGGAGGGGGAGUGUCUGCCUGUUCCUGCUUUCCCAGCCCCUUUUAGUGGGUAGCCCAGCCUAACCUUAUCAAUAGUGCUAAAUUAGGAGCUUCUAAGUAUGUUUUUAAAAAGUUUUAUAAUGGAUUUUUUUAUUUGUAUCUGUGAAUAUUCUACUUUAUAGUAGUGUCUACUAAAUGCAGUUAUAUGAAUAUUGGUGUAUACUGUCCCUUUAACCAUGUCAUUUUAUCACUAUAAUGUCCCUUUAAGCUCUAGAUUGUCAUUUUGUUAGGGAAAAUCUCCUCUGGUCAGUUAGGAACUAGGUCCUAUGCUGAUCAAUCAGUCACUGGGUGCAGUGGGGAAAAAUACACAAUUUUUAGAUUUAAAGGGACAUGAAGCGUAAUUUUUUUUUCUUUUAUGAUUCAGAUAGUGCAUGCAAUUUUAAACGACUUUCUAAUAGUAAUAUGAACAGGAAAUCUUUUCGUUUUGGCCGAAAUUUUCUUUUUGGUAAAUUUAAAAUUUCAUGUUUGCAUUAAUUUCGUUUCAAAUUUUCAUUUCCAACUACAUUUUUCUUUUAGAGCUACAGUGCAGAUUCUUGCCAUUUUUUCUUUAUAUGAAGCUGUAAUCACCUAUAUUAGCUUUAAUUUUGUCAUUCUAUGUAAUUCUUAAAAGGACAGGAAACCCUCAAAUGAAUGAUUCGGAUAGAAUUUUAAACACCUUUCAAAUUUAAUUUUAUGAUAAAGUAUG
Bombina bombina (fire-bellied toad) is the source of this 4503-nucleotide messenger RNA. It is a transcript of the gene NANP, whose product is annotated as N-acetylneuraminic acid phosphatase. NCBI's taxonomy places the organism in Eukaryota, Metazoa, Chordata, Amphibia, Anura, Bombinatoridae. The record is from RefSeq and is a predicted model, not a curated record. Gene Ontology annotation, molecular function: hydrolase activity. The coding region runs from base 131 to 898 and encodes 255 amino acids. The transcript has 4 exons.